This is a messenger RNA of Schizosaccharomyces cryophilus OY26, 1312 nucleotides long. RefSeq names its product rRNA processing protein Ebp2. Lineage: Eukaryota; Fungi; Ascomycota; Schizosaccharomycetes; Schizosaccharomycetales; Schizosaccharomycetaceae. Gene Ontology annotation, cellular component: nuclear periphery; nucleolus; preribosome, large subunit precursor. Gene Ontology annotation, biological process: ribosomal large subunit biogenesis; rRNA processing. The record is from RefSeq and is a predicted model, not a curated record. Bases 120 to 1226 code for a protein of 368 amino acids. The transcript has a single exon.
CCAAAACUUGCUAAGAACAGCAUUUUGGAGACCAACGGAUUCAUUGAAAUUUUUCAUUCGCUUCUUUCUAAACGACUCAUUUUUGUUACAUAUCUGUAAAAUUCAAUUAGAAAGAAAGGAUGGCUGGAGUUGACGCUAAAGGAAGGAGAGCUCAAAAAAAGAGCAUGAAAGCUACCCAAAAGAAGAAGGGAGUUGCUGAGCAAAAGCAGGAACCGAUCUCGGAUGUUUCAGCAGAAUCACAUGAAAAUUCAGAUUCUGUUUCCCAAAAAAAUUCUAGCAAUAAUGAAGAAAAGUCGGAAGAGCAAGGUGAAACUCGAGUUCAGGAGAAAUUGCCAGAGAAAGAAAAACCUCAACAUCAACAAGAAACAAAAGUAGACGAUCAGGAUGAAGACGAAGACGAGGAGGAAGAGGAUGAGGAUGAAGUUGAACUUUCAGACCUGGAAGGUGUCGAGUUAGAAGAGGACGCUGAUCUUGUUCGUAAGAGGAAAUUGGCUUUAAAUAACACAAUUGCUCUUGAAAGCAUUUAUGAAAAACUCAAGUAUCCUGAUGACAUUUCUAUCGUUGAAAACCAGGCUGUCACUACAAAGGAACCUAUUGUAAUUGCUGACGUAGAAGAUGAUCUUACAAGAGAACUUGCAUUCUAUAAGCAGGGUGUUGAGAGUACCAAAGCUGCCUUUGCUCAAUUGGAAAAGCACAAGGUUCCUAUAACUCGUCCUUCCGAUUACUUUGCCGAAAUGCUGAAAUCGGAUGCCCACAUGGAGAAGGUCCGCCAAGAAUUAGUUAAGGAAGCUACCGCUAAGAAGCUCUCCGAACAAGCCAAGAAACAACGUGGGCUUAAAAAAUUCGGCAAACAGGUUCAAGUUGCUAAGCAAGAAGAACGUCAGCGUACAAAGAGGGAAACUUUGGAAAAGAUUAAUUUACUUAAGCGCAAGCAUACUGGUUCUGAUUUGACCACCGAAGAUGAUUUUGAUGUUACACUUGCGAAAGCCGAAAAAGAAGAAAAGGCCAAGGCCAAGGCUCCUGCUAAUAAAAAAGGCGACCGUCAGCCUAACUUGAAACGACAAAAGAAAGACGAAAAAUUCGGUUUUGGAGGUAGAAAACGUGGUACGAAGAGCAAUGACGCUGACAGUCUUGCUGCUACGGAAUUCGGCAGAAAAGGCUUAAAGGCCUUAAAGGGCAAUAAAAGUCGCCCUGGAAAAGCUCGCCGUCAAAAAGCUAGAAAGUAAAUAGGGUUUUAUUUUGGGUAAAUCAAUAUCUAUGGUUAGAGUAUUUAAUAUCUAAUUUCUUAAAAGUUGUAAGUUUAUAUACAACC